Messenger RNA from Entelurus aequoreus (snake pipefish), 842 nucleotides. It is a transcript of the gene mrps24, whose product is annotated as mitochondrial ribosomal protein S24. Lineage: Eukaryota; Metazoa; Chordata; Actinopteri; Syngnathiformes; Syngnathidae. Gene Ontology annotation, cellular component: mitochondrion. Gene Ontology annotation, biological process: translation. The transcript has 4 exons. The coding region runs from base 178 to 693 and encodes 171 amino acids. The record is from RefSeq and is a predicted model, not a curated record.
UAGCUUAUUAAUAGUUCCAUAUCGAUGUCUAGGUUUGUCCAAAACAAUUGUAAAGUUUCAUAUAUGAUUGCUUUAACACUCACCAGGUCUUCCAUAGUGGUUUAAAAUAGAAACCUUUGAACAUAUAUCAUAAAAAAAAGAGGCGGUGACAGCAUUGUUAGUUUUAUCCAAACAAAGAUGGCGUCGUCCUUGAGCAGUGCGGAGUGCGUCAGGCUUCUGGCAGUCUUUAGCAGGUUUAAUACUUUGAGGAUUUCUCCAUCAAGCAGAUCUCUUCAUGUUACUGCAGUCUGCUGCAAGAACCAAGCUGCUCGUGUCCGAGUGGGGAAAGGAGACCGACCCGUGACCUACGAGCGGGCUCUGAAACCGCACCACAUCGGCCACCGCAAAGGAUGGCUGUCGCAGCAUACCAGUAACCUCAAAGGAGAAGACGGAGCAGCAGACCGGGCCGUGGAGGACAUGUUCAUAAGGAGGUUCAUGUUCGGGACCUUCCACGGCUGCCUGGCCAACGAGGUGGUGAUCAAGAGGCGGGGCAACAUGCUGACAGUGUGCGCCUUAAUGCUACAAAAGAUGCCGCCGCAUAAAUUCUACUUUUUAAUCGGCUAUUCGGAGUCCAUGCUGUCGCACUUCUACAAAUGUCCCGUCACGUUGGACAUUCAGACGCUGCAGGAGACUCAAGUCUACAAGUAUCUGUGAUCAAGAGACUUGUUUCUUCACUUCCUGUUUGCUGUCACGAAACGCUGACGGUUGCUGUUCUUUUCUGCAACUCGUGUGUCCGCUCACGUGAUAUUUUGAACAUCAUCGGUCACACAAUCUUUGUGUGCGUAAUAAAGAACUCGAGGGUU